This is a messenger RNA of Pelobates fuscus (common spadefoot toad), 1064 nucleotides long. Its product is annotated as sulfotransferase 2B1-like. Gene Ontology annotation, biological process: sulfation. The transcript has 7 exons. Gene Ontology annotation, molecular function: sulfotransferase activity. NCBI's taxonomy places the organism in Eukaryota, Metazoa, Chordata, Amphibia, Anura, Pelobatidae. The record is from RefSeq and is a predicted model, not a curated record. Gene Ontology annotation, cellular component: cytoplasm. The coding region runs from base 74 to 937 and encodes 287 amino acids.
UCUGGAUACAGCUCUCAUUAUUUCUCCAAUUUGAUAAAAUCUGGAAGAAUCAGGUGAAGCUCUUUGUACAGAUAUGUGUGAACUCAUCAAUUACAAAGGAAUUUUUUUCCCAACUUUAUCAACCACUUUGAAGGACCUCAAUUUUAUUGAGAAUGAGUUCCAGGUUCGGGAUGAUGAUAUAUUUAACAUUACUUAUCCUAAAUCAGGCACCACCUGGGUAACAGAUAUUGUAAGCCUCAUUCACACCAAUGGAGAUCCAACAUGGUCUAAAACUGUUCCAAACUGGGACAGAAUGCCUUGGCUAGAAUCUGCUUAUGUUAGUGACAGGCUGCAAAAUGAAAACAGCAGUCCAAGGCUUAUCACCAGCCAUUUACCUAAACAUCUGUUUUCCAAAUCUUUAUCUCAUUCUAAAGCUAAGGUUAUUUAUACAGUCAGGAAUCCAAAGGAUGUUGUAGUUUCACUCUAUUAUUUUUCCAAAAUGAGCGUAUUCUUCAAAGAGCCAGACAAUUUUAAUGAGAUUGUGGAAGAAUUCCUAACAGGAGAUUUGCCAUAUGGCUCUUGGUUUGACCAUAUCAAGGGAUGGAUGGAGUUGAUGGGAAAGGACAAUUUCCUCUUAAACACUUACGAAGAUCUUUACGAGGAUCUAAGAGGUAGUGUUAUAAGAAUUUCUAAAUUCCUUGGAAAAAAUUUCGAUGAUGCCAUUAUUGAUUCCAUUGUUGAACAUGCCACGUUUAAAAGCAUGAAGGAUAACAAAAUGUCCAACUUCACUCUUUUGCCUGGAACAUAUAUGGAUCAAGACAAGAGUCCAUUUAUGAGGAAAGGAGUCACGGGUGACUGGAAGAAUCAUUUUACUGUGGUCCAGAGUGAAUAUUUUGACAAAAUCUACAAGACCAAGAUGCAUAAUUAUCCAGUGAAAUUUCCAUGGGACAGAAUGUGAUUUAAACAUUCUGACAUAUCAAUUAAUUUUUUUGAAAAGUAAAAUGAAAUACAUAGUAAUAGUUAGAAAGAGUUGGAAUAAUUUUAAAACAGAAAUAAAUUAUAUGCAGGCUUGUGUUAUUAGUGAA